AUGAGUAAUCUCUCUGAUCUCCCCCCAUUCCUCCAUCUGGCUCCUCCUCUUCUUUCUCCUCGUCUUCCUCUGCUUCUCCUGAGCUACGUCCUCACACAUUCCCGUCUCCAUCUGGCUCCUCUUCUUUCUCCUCGUCUUCCCCUGCUUCUCCGGAGCUACGUCCCGUCUAUUUGCAACCACUUAUCCAGUAUGGAUUCCCAGGGAGUUCCCCCUCCCCCUUACCAGCAGAACACACCAGUUAUUCCGCAACUGAACGUACAGGACCCCCCGCACCUUGUGCUCGGGCAACCCGAGACACUCCCUCCCAUCCCCGUCGGCACUGAUCUCCUCCCAGCCGGACCGCACUUCAAGACGCCUCUCCUCGAGACGAUAUCUCAGAAGACCUUUCGGUGGGAGCCGUUACUUCGGUUACAAUACGCGGUGGCUUUGAGGGCUGUUUCCUUCCACGCCCAGAUUGGUGCGUCCGUUGCCCGUGUAGAGGCGACAACUAUCCAGAUUGUCGGCACUCCGGAGACAAGUCUAUGCACAGUAUGUCUAUCUAAUAAGGGACCUUUCUCUCAUUGCACCCGGGACCCUGCCACACGCCGGUGUGGCAACUGCCACUGGCUAGGGCGUUCGUGUUCCUUGGACCCGGAUCCAAACGCAACGAGUUCCACAAGGCGACGUAUGCAUCGUGUCUCCCGUGAAGAUCUUGCAAGCGCUGCAGACGAGCUAGAAAGCCUCCUCAAACAACGUGGGUCCCUCCGAACCUGCCUACGAGGAAUCGUCUCGAAGCUACACGAGGAUCAGGGGGCAGUGCGGCGGGCGAUACAAAGCAACGCCGCCACACACCAAGCGAUUGCCGCGCAAUCAUUCGCUCAGGCCCACCAAGUUCUGGGGAUUCAAGCUACGGACAUCGAGUGCCUUGGGAACAAGAUUGAGGAGUUACGGAGGGAGCAAGAGAGUAUCAUCAAUCUCCUCACCGAAACUGACCCCCGGUGA
Penicillium canariense is the source of this 981-nucleotide messenger RNA. Its product is annotated as DUF3716 domain-containing protein. The transcript has 4 exons. The coding region runs from base 1 to 981 and encodes 326 amino acids. The record is from RefSeq and is a predicted model, not a curated record. Lineage: Eukaryota; Fungi; Ascomycota; Eurotiomycetes; Eurotiales; Aspergillaceae.